Molecule: messenger RNA, 3609 nt
Organism: Cyprinodon tularosa
Lineage: Eukaryota; Metazoa; Chordata; Actinopteri; Cyprinodontiformes; Cyprinodontidae
Gene: thbd
Product: thrombomodulin
Exons: 2
Coding region: 179-3400 (1073 amino acids)
Cellular component (GO): membrane
Molecular function (GO): transmembrane signaling receptor activity; calcium ion binding
Source: RefSeq, a predicted model, not a curated record
CAAGGCUGCACUCUCUGGCCAAACGGAAAUUCCUCCCUCUGCCCGGUCCUGAAAGAACAAACACUGCGCGGCAUGCGGUAUAAAUGGGAGCAAUGGUGAGCCUGUUUCAGCUUCAGAUCUUCGAUCAUUUUCCUCGAUACAAGCGGAGGUUUUAACUGGAAUCCAGCUGCUCUCCACCAUGGCUCCUGUGUCUCUGGGCCUGUUUUUCUCCGCUCUUCUGCUGCAGGAAGCGGCCGCCUUGCAGCGCGCUCGUUGCUCCGGGAAUCUCUGCUGCUUCCAGGGGUCUCUGGACCCUAAAGCUGCGCAGGAAGCCUGCGAGGGGCAAAACGGAAAGCUGGUCCAAUCCAGCACUUCUGUAGAGACGAGCAUGUUUGAGCGUCUAUUGAGAGGAUUCACAGGGGUGUUCUGGCUGCAGGGUGGCCCAAACUGCACCGCUGUUUCUGCGGGGAGUGGGCCCGGAUUCAAGGUUCGACCGGAGCACUGUGGGGACAUCCUGGACGGCUUCUUCUGCACCUUCGGCUCCUCUGACGUAUGCGGCGUCGUUCGGGACAGUGGGAACACCUCGGUGACCUACCGCUCACCUGCAGGCUUCGAAUUUGCAGAUUCGGAGACCUUUCCCCCUGGGACCCUGGCCCUGGCGGCUCGGCCCGGCGCUCAGUUCCCGGACUGCAAGUAUCUCUGUGUGACCAACUGGAUGCAGGCUCCGUGGCGCUGCGAGGUUCUGCAGGGUGGCUGUGAUCACAGCUGCGAUCAAUUUAACCACACCUGUACGUGUCCAGCCGCGCAAUCCCUCCAUCACAACAGCUUCUCCUGCACGAACACAUCUGAGCCGGGUAGCAGCUCCCCGUCCGAGAUCCGGCGCUGCUCCGAGGGUUACAGGCCUGCAGCGGACGGGAAAAGCUGCGUGGACGUGGAUGAGUGCGCGGACGAGGAGAACGCGUGCCUGGCUGAGGGUAAGGUGUGCGUAAACCUGGAUGGCGGGUACGAGUGCGAUUGCGCGGAGGGCUUUGCGAUGGAGGAGGGCGCCUGCGUUAACAUCUCCAUCUGCAGAUUAUGCGAGCAUAUGGACUGCGCGAAGAUCAGCGGGGUGUACCGAUGCAAGUGCAGAGAGGGGUACAGGGUGUCCCCCAAUGACCCCACCAAGUGCGAGCAGGUUUGCAAUCAGAAAACAUGCCCUGCGAUCUGUCAUCCCAACCCGAAGCAGGAGAGUAAGGACACGCCGUGCUUCUGCCCAGAAGGCUUCAUCCUGGACCGCUCAGAGGGAGCAGCCACCUGCCACGACUUUGAUGAAUGCGAGGCUCAGAGGCUCUGCGAUCACGACUGCGAGAAUCUGUUCGGCGGCUUCAGGUGUGUGUGCAGGAAGGGCUACACCCUGCAGAAGGAGAAGUGUGUCCGGGUGAAUCACACCGAGGAGGAUGAGGAUGAGGAGGACGCAUCUGGGUCUCCUCCUCCUCCACCCGCUCCAUCAACCACCCCUAUCAGCCUCCAGCCGGCCGCCCUGCCUUCUUACAUUAAGACCGGCAGCGUCCUGGGCAUCACCGUGUUCCUGGCGCUGUGCGGGGGGCUGAUGCUGUGCGUGGUCAGAUACGCGGCGACACGCUGCAGGACGUUGGACCUGACCGCCCUAAAACACCCGGAUAUUGACAUCUUCUACCUGCAGCAGGUCACAACAGAGACAUACAAGCGCUUAUCCUUUGAUAAGCAGGUUAGAAACGAGCCGCAGAGAAGCGGAACCAGCAGAUAUUUAGACAUGGUGCUUCCAGCGGGGCUGUCCGUGUUGCUGCUGCUUUUCCUCCAGGCUGAAGCUGGAGGCGCAGAGCGCAGCAGCGGCUACUGCAUCGGGAAUGCAUGCUUCAUCCUGUUCCGGGAUCCCAGCACUUUCAGCUCAGCGCGGGAGCGCUGCAGAGCCCUGGGCAGCCACCUGAUGACCGUGCGCACCUCUGUGGCCAACGACGUCCUCUCCGUCCUGCUGGGAAACUUCAGCGGAAGCUUCUGGAUCGGUCUGCACCGCCUGAGCGGCUGCCCGGACCCCUCAAAGGAACUCCGGGGCUUCCAGUGGGUCACCAAAGACACAGAGAGCGACUUCACCAACUGGCUGCCGGGUUCUGACAGCAGCUGCUUGGCCGCCGGCUGCGUCUCUGUGAGCAGAGAGCAGCGCUUCAGAUGGAGCCAGGCGCCCUGCGCGCAGCAGGCAGAAGGCUUCCUCUGUGAGAACGGCUUCACUGAGCCCUGCACCAGUCUGCCUCAUGAGACGCAGGAGUCCGUGCGCUACCGGACCCCCGAUGGGUUCAAGGUGGAGGAGAUACUGUCCCCCACUCUUCCUUCUGGAAGCAUCGCAGUCCGUCUCCCAUCAGAGAGCAAAUAUAUCUGCUCCGGGCAGCAGUGGCUGCCGGCGCCUUGGAGCUGCGAGAUAAAGGAAGGAGGCUGCGAACAUAAAUGCGCCGUGGAUCAAAACAACGCCCCCAUCUGCUACUGCCCGCCGCAGCUCAUCGUGGACCCGAUUAACAGGGUCACCUGCCAGGCGUGGGAUGAGGACCACCCGUGCGCGGCGCUGCGCUGCCAGCAGACCUGCCUGCAGAACGGAACGCAGCAUGUGUGCGGCUGCGGCCACGGCCUGCAGCUGGCCGCGGACGGCAGGAGCUGCGUGGACUUUGACGAGUGCGCGGAUGAGCGGCAGUGUCCCGGGGAGAACUUCAAGUGCUUGAACUCACCGAUGGGCUACAAGUGCGUCUGCGAGCAGGGGUAUAAACUGAUGGCGGAUCAGUGCGUGGAUGUGGAUGAGUGCGUGAGCGCUCCGUGCGAGCAGACGUGCGUGAACACGCCUGGUGGUUAUUUCUGCUCCUGCUAUGAAGGAUACAUAGAGGAUGAAAAUGAGCCGAGGAGAUGCAGGCUGCACUGUGGGGAGGGGGAGUGUCCCGCCAUGUGUGACCCCAACAGCCAGUUCCAGUGCUUCUGCCCCGACGGCUUUCUGUUGGAGGAGAGAGCAGACGGCUCCUUCUGCUUAGACAUGGAUGAAUGUGACUUUUUUUUCUGCUCCCAAAGCUGUAAGAACACCUAUGGCGGCUACGUGUGCUCCUGCGCUCCAGGGUUCACGUUAAUCGAUGGACACCAGUGCGUAAUAAUCGAUGAUGAAGUCACAGACGGGUCACCAACCACCUCCACCCAAACACCACCCACCACCCCACACCCUGAGCCCACGCGGCGGCCCUCCAGGGUGUCAGCAGGCGGGCUGGUGGGGAUCAUCGUGGGCAUCGUGUUCCUCAUAGUGCUGGCCGUGUUCGCGGCCCAGUUGGUGCUGAUCCGCAGGGGGAAGGAGGGGGCCGCCGCGGGUGGGCUGAAAGAGGAGGAAACCCACAGUUUACACGGACUGAGUGACACCCACGGAGAGAAGGUGGUGUAGAGACGCUUUCCAGGAGACCUGUGGAUGUAUGGAGGGAACCUUCAGAACCGAACUCUAUAGAAUCAGUCCUCCUGGGGGCAGGAGGGGCAGAAAUGAUGAGGUUUACCAUGUCCACCCCAGUACCAUACACCCUCCACUAUGUAAUGAAGUGACAGAAGAACUGUUUACAGUUUUUACCGGAUUAUUAAAAUGUAACUUGAAGAAGUGAA